GUAAUUGGCCAAAAGCUGUAGAUAGAUUCGUUAAAGAGGCUGAUAAACGUGUGGAAAAAAUUGAUCUCGCUCAAUUACUGGAAUGUGAUUUCUCAACUACAACUUCAAACUCUUUAACUGCAAGUCGUAUCGUGUUAUUAGAUAUGGUUAAAGUCUACUUUAAAUAUCGUAUAGCUGCUUGUUGUGGAAUUCCGAAAGUAACAUUUGAAGGUACACAUGAAGAUUGGACAAAGCUUCAAGAAAAAGUUAUUAAAUUAAGAAACUUAAAUUUAGAAUUAGACUUUUGGUUGGAUCGCCUUGAUCCUGCGAUUUUGAAAUUAGUAGAUACUUAUCGUGGUGAAAUUGAUGAAGACUUUUGGAGUAAGAUUAUUACCAAGAAAAGUUAUGGUUCUGGUGGUAAUUUUACAAUCAAUGGAUGGAUUGCUGCUUUUUUUCCUUAUGAUCCUGGGUUUAUUGGUGCUAGUCAAGAAGUUCUCGAAGAUUUUGGUGGUGAAUCUGUUGUGUCACCUGUGAUCGGAUGGGCCGUUAUUGAUGAUGUGAAAGAUUCUUCUAAUAAUCAUUAA
Molecule: messenger RNA, 563 nt
Organism: Dentiscutata heterogama
Lineage: Eukaryota; Fungi; Glomeromycota; Glomeromycetes; Diversisporales; Gigasporaceae
Source: the annotation of a GenBank genome assembly